This is a messenger RNA of Eruca vesicaria subsp. sativa (arugula), 1567 nucleotides long. NCBI's taxonomy places the organism in Eukaryota, Viridiplantae, Streptophyta, Magnoliopsida, Brassicales, Brassicaceae. The record is from the annotation of a GenBank genome assembly.
AUAAAAUAUAAUAGUUACUAGGACACGAUUGUCAUCUUUUGUUGUGUGCUUGUGUGCGCUCUCCUUCUUUCUUCAUCCAUUGAUCUUCUUUAUAUAAACUUACUAUCUUUCUCCUUUUCCCAUUCUUUCUAUCAUUUCUUCUUUCUCUCUCGGGAUCUAAAUAUCUCUUUUCAGUAACCUAUUCCCGAGGAGAACUGUCAAAUCUUGUCCAUUCUACUUUCAGGGAUCCUUCGAUCUCUCACUCUAUAGUUUUGUGCUGAAGUGUUCAAACUUCUGUAACAACAACAUACAAUAGCCGAAAACAUAAAAUUUUGUAGGAGUUGUUGAAAAGGUCUCUGCUGAAUUAUCUUGUAUCUAGAGUUUCUUCAGGUUAUUAAUUGAUCACGAAGAAGAAAGGAUGAAUUCAUUUUCUCAUGUUCCUCCGGGUUUUAGAUUCCACCCAACAGACGAAGAACUUGUAGACUACUACCUAAGAAAAAAAGUUGCAUCAAACAAAAUAGAAAUUGAUUUCAUAAAGGACAUUGAUCUUUACAAGAUUGAGCCAUGGGAUCUUCAAGAGUUGUGCAAAAUUGGACAUGAAGAGCAGAGUGAUUGGUACUUCUUUAGCCAUAAAGACAAGAAAUAUCCCACAGGGACUCGAACCAAUAGAGCAACAAAAGUAGGGUUUUGGAAAGCCACUGGAAGAGAUAAGGCUAUAUACUUGAGGCAUAGUCUUAUUGGCAUGAGGAAAACACUUGUGUUUUACAAGGGAAGAGCCCCAAAUGGACAAAAAUCCGAUUGGAUCAUGCAUGAAUACCGCUUAGAAACCAAUGAAAAUGGAACCCCUCAGGAAGAAGGAUGGGUCGUGUGUAGGGUUUUCAAGAAGAGAUUGGUUGCAGUUAGACGAAUGGGAGAUUACGAUUCAUCGCCCUCACAUUGGUAUAGCGACCAGCUCUCUUUUAUGGCCUCUGAGCUCGAGAAAAACGGUCCACGGCGUAUCCUCCCCAAUCAUCAUCAGCAGCAGCAGUUUCCAUAUGGCCUCAAUGCAUCUGCUUACACUCACAAUAAUCCUAACUUGCAAUGCAAACAAGAGCUAGAGCUACAAUACAACCACCUGGUACAACAACAUGAUCUCUUUCAUGAAUCCCCUUUAUCAUUAAUCCAACUUCCUCAGCUUGAAAGCCCUAAUAUCCAACAAGAUAGUACUAAUAACAACUCUCUUCCUUACGGAACAAGCGACAACGAUAAUAACUCGAGUGAGAUUGCUAACUUGCAGCACUCAAAUCUCGCACAUGAAGAGCAAAUGAAUCAAGGUAGUCAGAGUUUCAGCUCUCUAUACAUGAAUAGCGGAAACGAGCAAGGGAUGGACCAAGUCACAGACUGGAGAGUUCUUGAUAAAUUUGUUGCUUCUCAGCUAAGCAACGAGGAGGCCGCCGCAGCUUCUGCCUCUCUACAGAACAAUGCCAAGGACACAAGCAACGUGGAGUACCAAGUUGAUGAAGAAGAAGAUCAGAAAAGGGUUUCAGACAUGGGAGAAGAAUAUGCUGCUUCUACUUCUUCGAGUUGUCAUAUUGAUCUAUGGAAGUAA